UCCUUUAAACUCCUCAAAUCCUGUGCAGAGCUACCAGAGAACUGCUCUCUAAAGAGAGCACUGACUAGCUUCCUGUACCAAGAGGCUAAAAACUUAACCAGCAACAAGCUCUCAGGCCCAACGGUCAUCCAUCAGGCAGAACUGUGGCUUUAUGUCCACCUAGUGUGGACCCACCCGCAAAGAAGAAGUGAACCGUGAAGCGAAAAUUCUUACUUAACCGUUACUUCUGUGUGUCGGCCAAAAGUUGAUCAGCCGUUAAAAUUUAUUAGUAUUUAACAUGGAUAGAUCUUACUUUAAAAAACUAAGCCGAUUCGCAAUUUAUGGCACCUUUAUUGGUUUAAUCUCAGUUACUUUAUAUCCAAUCGUUAUCUAUCCAAUGUUAAACCCAGAUUAUUACAAGAAAAUUCAGGCUGAAAAUAGGAAGAAUAUCAAGCAAGAAGAUAUCCAGCCUGGCAACAUGAAGAUUUGGUCGGAUCCUUUUGACCGAAAGAAGUAAUGGAGUCUGCUCUGUUGGCCAUAAUGGACAUUGAUUGGUCAAUAUUCUAAGAAUUUUGUACAUACAUCUAAACAUGUUUUUUCUUCUGAUAGCAUGUAAAUAUAUAGAUAUUACCUUUUCAUUAUCUAGAUACACUCACUUGUAAAUUUUUUACAUUGAUGGAUUGAUGGACUUAGAUAUAUCAUUGAUGAAAUAUAUUUUAGGAAUUAUGAUUUAAUCAAAUGUGGACUAACUUCUUUGAACUGUAGGUCAAUAAAUUAAAGCUGGACUUGUAUCACAAUGAGCAAUUGAUGUCGAGUACUUUAAAAUUUGUAUUCUGAUUAUGUCCCCACCAAACCAUACAGGUAGUUCAGAAUAAUUACCACAUUGAACUGUAAAAUCAAGUGCAGUGUACUUCAAAAUUUGUGUUCUGAUUAUGUCUCCAUCAAACCAUACAGGUAGUUGAGAAUAAUUACCCCAUUGAGUGGUAAUGUGGUAAUGGUAUAAUUACCAUUACCACAUUGAACACUAAAAUCGAGUGCUGAUGGCCUGAUGCAUUGAAUAUAGUAUGGCUCGCUGGUUGGUGAGCUGCCAACUAGGGACUUGGAUGCCCAGGCACAACUUUUAUCAGGCCUGCUGUUGCACCUGCCAGAUAAACCGUGUCCCUGAAGUGCAUUUUAUUGAUGUGUC
Hyalella azteca is the source of this 1165-nucleotide messenger RNA. Its product is annotated as small integral membrane protein 20-like. The coding region runs from base 278 to 496 and encodes 72 amino acids. Gene Ontology annotation, biological process: mitochondrial respiratory chain complex IV assembly. The transcript has 3 exons. The record is from RefSeq and is a predicted model, not a curated record. Lineage: Eukaryota; Metazoa; Arthropoda; Malacostraca; Amphipoda; Hyalellidae. Gene Ontology annotation, cellular component: mitochondrial inner membrane.